Molecule: messenger RNA, 1343 nt
Organism: Aspergillus alliaceus
Lineage: Eukaryota; Fungi; Ascomycota; Eurotiomycetes; Eurotiales; Aspergillaceae
Product: putative voltage-gated K+ channel beta subunit (KCNAB)
Exons: 6
Coding region: 244-1296 (350 amino acids)
Source: RefSeq, a predicted model, not a curated record
CCGAGCCCCGCACGGCAGUCCCUUAUCGCUUGCAAUAUGUGGUUCUCGAUAUUGGAAGACAGGUGGCUGAGUGGACGACGCAUUGGUCUAACUGCAAGCUCCGGACAAGCGUACCAGGAAGUAGUGGCAUGGACUAAGUCGUCAGCGCAAUAAAUUGCAGCACUGCCGCAAGUGAGAACCGACUCUUGGAAGUGUCCGGAAAAGCAACGCUGCAUAUUGGAUUUCCACUAACCACCAUUUACAAUGGCUUGGCCAAACAAAAACCGAGACAUGAUUUAUCGCCGAGUUGGCAACUCGGGCCUCCAUGUAUCUGCGAUCGGAUUGGGAGGCUGGUUGACCUUCGGGGGCCACGUUGAUGAUGAGAUUACGUUCAAUUGCAUGAAACAAGCCUACGACAGCGGUGUUAAUUUUUUCGAUACAGCGGAAAGCUAUGCCAACGGCCAGUCGGAGAUCGUUAUGGGAAAAGCGAUUAAGAAGUUCGGAUGGCAGAGGAGCGAUUUAGUGAUUAGUACCAAGCUGAAUUGGGGCUUAGGGAACGGCGAGAUACUGAUCAAUAACCACGGUCUAUCGCGCAAACAUAUAGUCGAGGGCACACGUGCUUCGCUCCGACGACUACAACUCGACUAUGUCGAUAUUAUAUACGCCCAUCGCCCCGAUCGCCUAACCCCAAUGGAGGAAACCGUGCGUGCGUUCAACUUUGUGAUUGACAAAGGCUGGGCCUUCUAUUGGGGAACGUCGGAGUGGUCUGCAGAUGAAAUUAGUGAAGCCUGCGGCAUCGCAAAGGCCUUGGGUCUGGUGGGCCCCAUCGUUGAACAGCCUCUGUAUAACAUGCUAGACCGGAAGAAGGUUGAGGGAGAAUUCCAACGGUUAUACUCCCGGUGCGGAAUUGGCCUGACCACGUUCUCCCCUCUGAAGAUGGGUCUGCUGAGCGGCAAGUAUAACGACGCGACCACCCAGCCACCGCCUGGCUCGCGGUUCGCAGAGAGUCAAGAUAAAUAUGCGAAUAAAGUUAGGAGUGACUGGGAGAACAAGGAAUGGUCGGCAACUAUUCAGAAGAUUGUGAAGCUGAAGGAGUUGGCCGAUGGACUAGGCUUCAAGUUGUCUCAACUCGCCCUCGCGUGGUGUCUGAAAAAUGAAAAUGUUUCUUCCGUCAUUACCGGCGCCUCGAAGCCAGAACAGAUUGUGGAUAACGUACAAAGCUUGAAGCUGCUUCCGCAGCUUACUCCGGAUAUCCUAGCAGAGAUUGAUGAGCUGCUCCUGAACCGACCUUCGCAGGAUCCGGCACGCCAGGAUUGAGGAGCCUGGCUUUCAGCCAUGGACGACUACCAUAUCCGAGAAUCAGC